Molecule: messenger RNA, 734 nt
Organism: Emiliania huxleyi CCMP1516
Lineage: Eukaryota; Haptophyta; Isochrysidales; Noelaerhabdaceae
Exons: 3
Molecular function (GO): protein binding
Source: RefSeq, a predicted model, not a curated record
UUCCAUCAGGGCGGCUUCUUGUACCUGGCCGUGACGCAGCUGCGAGUAGAGCUUAAGCAGCAUGUUAAUACCGGCGUGCGCCGCGCGCUCGGAGGGCUGCUCGCUACACCUCGAUUCUAUCGAUGACGACAUGCUGCAGCUCGUGCUCUCCUUCGUGGACGAGCCGAGCGACUGGGCUCACGCCGCCGCAGCGUCCCGGUCGAUGCGAGAGGCGGCCAGCCUGUCCAACUGGCAGCGUCGCCUCCGGCUGCACUUUGGCGUCGACGUCGACCCAUCGGGGCUUGGCCUGCGGCCCGGCGACCACCCGCCGUUUAGCGAGUUCCGCGGGCUGUGGCGCGCCUACUACGACGGCGGGUGGACGCCGCUCCGCGUGGACCACCGGCUGCUGCGCCACCUCACCUGGCACGCGCUCAAACAGCAGCACGAGUUCGGCAAAGCGCCCGUCGCCCACAGGGUCGAGGUGUCGGACGGCGCGGCCGACUCGGACGACAGCGAGGGGGAGGAGGCGUGGCCGGCCGAGGCGCGGCGCGGUCUCCGCUCGGCGUGGCUGCUACAGGCGCGAGGGAGGGCGUCACGCCGGGACGCGGCGGCGUGCGCGCUGGACCCGCUCUGGCUGACGCAGAACGCGCCGGGCUCGAAGGCUGCCGCCGCAGUCUGCACGGGCGCAGUGUUGCUCGACUGCCAGGCCCCCUACCCCACAGUACCCGAACCCACCCUCCCCUACCCCACAGUAC